AUGCGUAAGGGAGAGAUCGGCAACAUUCGGUCUCAGAAGUCUUUCCUCCAGCCGGUGAACGCACCCUCUUUCAAGGGAGGGAAAUCGACGAGUCCGAUUUCCGAGAUUUCAACCAGGCACAAUGGAUUCCGAUCUCCAAGGAACGGGCACUCGGAGAUUGAAUAUGACAAGAGCGAUGAGGAAGACUAUCAACGUCCCAAUUACGAAGUAGGAAAACCGAGAAAAUUAGCUGUGGAAGACGACGAAGACUACAUCAAAACCAGGGCCCCUACUCGAGCCGGUUUUUACCCAGAAACGCGACGAAAUUCCUCAGCCGGAAUUGGGAACCGAAGGGGGAAGAUUUCCAAGGGGGAUCAAAAUCUAUUCAGGUCCUCCAGCUACGACCCUAUCAAACUCAGACGCUCGCAAAAUCCAAGGAAAGUGAAGGUCGUCACCUUCUACAAGAACGGGGACUCGAACUUCAUGGGCUUCCAGUUCUGGCUCCGGCCGGGCCGAGACGCGAGGAACCUGGAUGUUCUGUGCAGGCAACUGUCGGCGCGGAUCCCAGGCCUCCCAUUGGGAGUGAGGUACAUUUUCAACAUGGACGGGGAUGUUAUUCGAAGACUAGAAGAAAUCCAAGAUGGGGGAACCUACGUCUGCUCGUCGGAUGGAAAUUUUAAGGAGCAGGUAUACGGAAUGAAACUGCUGUCCUCCUGGCGGAAGGUGGCCAAGUCACGGCCCAAAACGGUCAAACGCUAUCAGGCAUUCACUCCCGCUGUCCUUACACCCAUCCACCCUGAUGGCCAUACAUCCAUCCACUCCGAUGGCCAUUCCCCCUUCCAACCCGAUGACCAUUCCCCCUUCCCCGCCUUCAACCCCAACAGAAAGAAACGGGACUCCCGAGGUGGCAAGCGGAUUUGGGUCGUCAACAUCGACGACCACGACUCCAAGGGCGAUUGCCUGUUGAGCAAGAAGAUGGAGAGCUUCGAAGAUGUCCUGAAAAUUCUCGGUCACGUACUCAAGAUGCGCAAGGUCAAGGCCAUGUACACCCUCAACGGCGAAGAGGUGAGGAGCCUCUCUCAACUGAGCCAUUACUAUGACAACACCGAGCAAGACACCUUCUUCCUGGAAGAAGCGAAAGAUUCCUCUCUUGGGUCAAUGAAGCAGAGAAAUCGCAGUUUCGACAGGGACUCUAAUCCUUCCCCCUCCCUCCCUUCAAGCAAGGGAACCACAGACGUCCAAGCUUGGAGGAAAGACGCAGUGACGGUGACGAUUCGAGGCCAGGACCAUGUCAUCGCGAAGCCCUCGCAUGUCCCGCCCUCUAAUGCAUCGGCCCCUGAAAAGCAACUUCGUCUCGACUGGGUGUAUCCUUUUCGCGCAGAUGCCUAUUUCCAGACUUUCAAGUUGGAAGUUAAUGUAUAUGGAUUCCAAGGCGCCGACACUAAGCGGAAUCUGUGGGUCCUGCCGACGGGGGAACUCCUUUACUUCGUGGCGACGGUGGUGGUCAUGUACGACGUGCAACGGCGCGACAGGCACGACGACAAGCAGCGCCACUACACGGAGCACACCGAAGACGUCACCUGCCUGGCGGUGCAUCCGGGGAACGAGCUGGCCGCAUCCGGACAGAAGGAGGGGUGGACGCAGGACGGGAAGGACCCCGGCCCCCACAUCCGGAUCUGGUCCCUGGCCACGCUGACCACCCUGCGGACGCUGACCGCCCGGAAAACCUUCAGCGACUCGGUCUGGAUCGGCGUGGGCGCCCUCGCCUUCUCCGCUCAGGACGGAGGGAAGCACUUGGCGGGGGUGAUGGCGGGGGAAGUGCAGGAACUCCUCGUCUGGGACUGGAACGUGAAACCGAAGGAAGCAGUCGCCAGGGCACAGGCGGACCAGGGCGACAUCCUCGGAGUGGCCUUCCACCCGGCGGAGGACCUGCUCAUCUCGCACGGAAACGCCUUGUCAGCGUGGAUGGAGCGCGGAUCCGCCAUGCUCGAAAGGGACGAUCUCGUGGAAGAGGCUCACGAAGGUCCUGUGAGUACACUUCUGUUUUCACCCAUUGGCUCACUGUAUUCUGGAGGGGAAGAAGACCGAAGAGUUGUUUCAUGGGACAGCGAUACAUUCCAACAACUCGAAGCCGUCAAGUUGCCGGAGAUAGUCGGAGGGGUGCGAGCGAUCCAAGCAGGUAGAAGCAGAGUGGGGUCGCACGAGGAGCUGUUUGUGGGAACGACCAAGAACCUGGUUCUCCAAGGAACACUCGAGACCACAUUCCAGCCGGUGGUGUUCGGCCACGCGAGCCAACUGUGGGCCCUGGCCGUGCAUCCCAGCCAGCCUGUCUUCGCCACCGCUGGCUACGACCGCAACAUCGUCAAGUGGAGGGCGCACGAGCCCGAGUGGAGGGUUCAUUCUGAGUGUUCGUGCGCGGCGUGGAACGAGGACGGGAGCCUCUUGGCUGUGGGUUCCAUCACGGGCCACGUCACUGUCCUACGAGGAGAGGACGGGAGACUUGUCGAUACGUUCGUUGGCGGAGGUUCUCAUGUCACUUGUGCCAGCUUUUCCCCCGAUGGAAGUCAGCUGAGCCUGGGCGUCGGGACGGGGAACGUGUACAUUUACAGAGUGGACAGGGCUGGAAAUGCCUUUCGGCGAGGGACCGUCCUCAACGUGUUAAAGGAAUCUUUAACAUGGGAACAGAGUCUUCCAUGUCUUGCAAGAUAG
Molecule: messenger RNA, 2688 nt
Organism: Darwinula stevensoni
Lineage: Eukaryota; Metazoa; Arthropoda; Ostracoda; Podocopida; Darwinulidae
Source: the annotation of a GenBank genome assembly